Molecule: messenger RNA, 3329 nt
Organism: Megalops cyprinoides (Indo-Pacific tarpon)
Lineage: Eukaryota; Metazoa; Chordata; Actinopteri; Elopiformes; Megalopidae
Product: influenza virus NS1A-binding protein homolog A-like
Exons: 15
Coding region: 449-2377 (642 amino acids)
Molecular function (GO): protein binding
Source: RefSeq, a predicted model, not a curated record
GCUCGAACCCAGUCAGAACUGACGAGACAAACAGCGAGAGCGUCUGUCUGAAGGUCCAAGCUUUGCGCACACCGGGCUCGCUGCACCUACACCCGUGUCAGACAACUCUGAAUCUGCAUUAGCAAAAUAUGCCUUCGAUCGUCUGCUGUCAGAUAAACCAGGUUACAAUGCAUGAUCAACAUAGAAAAAGCUUGUCUCUAUAGCUAACGGGAUCCUAAGGACUUGAUUAAUCACUUCAAGCCUGAUAGUUUGUGUUGGUGCGGCUGCUGUCCGUUGUCAAACUCCUGGUCGACCAGCAUUGCCUCCAGCUCGCCUCUGAAGACUCAGAUUCACCUCUCAUCUGCUCUGCUGAGGCUCCUCCUUUUCGAUUGCCCCAUCCCAUCGCCGGUGCCAAUCUGUCCACAUCCUGCGUUCUCUACUAGCAAGGCCCAACACCAGAUUUGCAAACAUGAUUCCCAACGGAUGCCUGAUGUUCGAAGAUGACAGCUUCCUGGACUCCACUGUGGCAAAGAUGAACGCCCUGCGCAAGAGUGGCCAGUUCUGUGACGUCAGACUCCAGGUCUGCGGCCACGAGCUCAUGGCCCACCGUGCGGUCCUGGCCUGUUGCAGCCCCUUCCUGUUCGAGAUCUUCAACAGCGACGCCGAGCAGCACGGUGUCUCCCACGUCAAGUUCGAGGACCUGAACCCUGACGCGGUGGAGAUCCUGCUUAACUACGCCUACACCGCCCAGCUGAAGGCCGAUAGAGAACUGGUGAGAGAUGUCUACUCUGCUGCCAGGAGGCUCAAGAUGGAAAGAGUGAAACAGAUAUGCGGGGACUACUUGCUGUCACGGAUGGAUUGCCAGAGUGCCAUCUCCUACCGGCACUUUGCUAGCAGCAUGGGCGAUGCGCGGCUCCUGAGCAAGAUUGAUGACUACAUUCAGGAGCACCUGCUGGAGAUCUCGGAGCAGGACGACUUCCUCAAACUUCCCCGUCUGAAGUUGGAGGUGAUGCUGGAGGACAACCUGAGUUUGCCCAGCAAUGGCAAGCUGUACUCCAAGGUGAUCAACUGGGUCCAGCGCAGCCUGUGGGAGAACAGCGAGCCACUGGAGAGACUCAUGGAGGAGGUGCAAACGCUGUACUACUCGGCCGAUCACAAGCUGCACGAUGGGAGCAUGCUGGAGGGACAGGCUGAGGCAUACGGCAGGGACGAUGACCACAUCCAGUUCGUGCAGAAGAAGGUCCCGCGGGAGAGUGUCCAGCGACAGAUGAGCAGCACCUCCUCUGGAAGCCUUUCCCCGGGAUCCGUGGGGCAGCUCUGCAAGCAUGAGUGGAAGUACAUCGCCUCUGAGAAGACCUCCAACAGCACCUACCUGUGCCUGGCGGUGCUGAACGGCGUGCUGUGUGUCAUCUUCCUGCACGGCCGGAGCAGCCCCCUCAGCUCGCCCUCCAGCACGCCCUGCCUGCUGAAGAGCAUGAGCUUCGAGGCUCAGCCCGACGAGCCUGAGGAGAAGCUGCUGACACCCAUGCACUACGCCCGCUCGGGCCUGGGCACUGCUGAGCUGGACGGCAGGCUGAUCGCCGCAGGAGGCUACAACAGGGAGGAGUGCUUGCGGACGGUGGAGUGCUACGACCCGAAGACGGACCGCUGGACCUUUAUUGCACCGAUGCGAACUCCGAGGGCCCGCUUCCAGAUGGCAGUAUUGAUGGGUCAGCUGUACGUGAUGGGUGGCUCCAACGGCCACUCGGAUGAGCUGAGCUGCGGGGAGACCUACACCCCCCAGUCGGACGAGUGGACCCAGGUGCCCGAGCUCCGGACCAACCGCUGCAACGCAGGUGUCUGCUCCUUGAACAACAAGCUGUACGUGGUGGGUGGGUCAGACCCCUGCGGGCAGAAGGGCCUGAAGAACUGCGAUGCCUUUGACCCCGUCUCCAAGACCUGGACCAACUGUGCCCCCCUCAACAUCAGGAGGCACCAGGCUGCAGUGUGCGAGCUUGAUGGCUUCAUGUACGUGAUCGGAGGGGCAGAGUCCUGGAACUGCCUGAACACCGUGGAGCGCUACAACCCCGACAACAACACCUGGACCCUCGUUGCCCCCAUGAAUGUGGCCCGACGAGGGGCGGGCGUGGCUGUGCAUGAGGGCAAGCUGUUUGUGGCGGGCGGGUUUGAUGGCUCCCACGCCCUGCGCUGUGUGGAGGUCUACGACCCGGCCAAGAACGAGUGGAAGAUGCUGGGCAGCAUGACAUCAGCCCGCAGCAAUGCGGGCAUGGCCGUGCUGGGCAACAUCAUCUGUGCGGUGGGCGGCUUUGACGGCAACGACUUCCUCAACUCCAUGGAGGUGUACAACCCUGAGACCAACGAGUGGAGUCCCUGUGUGGAAGCCUUCGCCUCCCAAUGAGGAUGUGGUGCCCCACCGCACCGCACUGCUUCUCUCAAACUAACAGGCUUAGUGAUGUCAAUGUGUAGUUCUCUGUCUAUGAGCGGGUUGGGGGGAGGUUAAUGGGGGGUGGGGGGAAGGGUUUAUUUUGUGAUGGGCAGGAGCAUUAAUUUGGUUUGCUAAAAGAGCAACAUGAAGCCUUUGCAUAUUGCAUAUGAUAUUUUGUGCUGUAUAUAUUGUUUUUUUCUAUUUCACUGUCUUACUAAAAAUGCCAAUGAGUACAAUCUGCAAGUUUUUUUUUGUUUGUUUUUUUGGAAAGAAGGGUUUUUUGGAACGUGACACAGUUGAUUUCCGUGCGAGUCGCCAUGUACCUCAUUUCAGCCUGUGCCACUAUUAGUUGGUUUUGGAAUGCAGCGCUUGAUUGAUCAUGCAGAUGGAGGGAAUUCGAUUGAUUGGCUAGAGACCGACAUUCUGCAGUUUCUCCUUACCAGUAUGAGGUCUCUUAUUUCGCAUAGCUUUAGCUCAGAGUAUCCGCAGACAAAUGCCUUACUCAGAGAAAGGUUAUAACACAUACAGCCAUCUAUUUAAAGGAAAGCUUGAAAUCGCUUCACCAGUAUGGCGGGAUCUUUUAUGAUUGCCUUUUUAUAUUUUUUGUAUACGCUGCUGAGUGAGUUAGUCAUAACAUUGAAGUGGAAGACGGUGGUUAAAGGAAAAGCGAUUGUGCCAGUUAGAUUCGCACACACGCACACACCGCCAUGCUUCAGAGCUUCUGUCUGCCGAAGAAGCCUUCAGAACUGCCAUGUUACUAACUGUUCAUACAGUUGAGGUGGUGUUUGAGCAUUAUGCUUUUCCUCAAGUGUUUUUUUUUUCCCUUGUUUCUGUUGAAUUUGAGAAUCGGAGAAGCUGGAGUUCUAAAAAUUUUGUUACAAGCUGACUUGCUGAUAUUUCUUGACUAAUAAACCAGUUCGACCCA